Messenger RNA from Cylas formicarius (sweet potato weevil), 702 nucleotides. It is a transcript of the gene ND-PDSW, whose product is annotated as NADH dehydrogenase [ubiquinone] 1 beta subcomplex subunit 10. Bases 105 to 590 code for a protein of 161 amino acids. NCBI's taxonomy places the organism in Eukaryota, Metazoa, Arthropoda, Insecta, Coleoptera, Brentidae. The record is from RefSeq and is a predicted model, not a curated record. The transcript is spliced from 4 exons.
ACACCUUGCUUGGACAGAAAUAAACCAAAAAGUUUAUAGGGUUAUGUAACUUUUGGCUAACAAAGUUUUUUCGUAUAAGUAGUUAAUUACAAUUUCAAACCAACAUGCCAGAGGCAGAACCUCGAAAUAUUAUAGAAGGAUUCUUUCAGGCAAUAGCAAAUGUACUAGAUGGUCCGACAACCUGGUUUCGAGAGAAAGUUGUAGUGCCUAAUCAACAACAAUAUCCGUGGUACCACCAAAAAUUUCGUAGAGUGCCAACAAUUGAUGAGUGCUACACAGAUGAUGUCGUUUGUAUUUUUGAAGCCAAUGAGCAAUACAGAAGGGAUAGGAAAGUAGAUACAGAAAUUCUAAGCAUUUUGCGCUCACGAUUUGAAGACUGUGUAAUAUAUGAAGCUCCUGAUCAUAUUGAAAAAUGUACUGGACUGUUGAAGCAAUAUGAGGAAGCUGCUGCAAAUUGGUUCACAAAAUAUGGUGAUCUUGGAGGAUAUCAUAAUGCAAAAUUUGCUUACAUGAAGCAAAAACAUCGUAUGAUAUGGGAGCAUGGUCCUGUAGGUUCUGGCAUGAGGAAAGAAAAUGUUCUCGAAGAUUAGUUUCUUGAAAAUAAUUGAGAUAUAGUCAUUGAGAGCUACACCUUAGGGCACUUUUGUCAUUUUAGUGUAAUUAAUAUAAUAAACAUAACCCAAAAAUUGACUGUGUUUGUGG